CAGUGUUUGCUCAGCGUCUGCCCGAGUGGACGCGCUCUAUCAUGGCCGUCUGAAUCGCGAUCCGAUCGCAGUCUGAUCUCCUUUCCCCCCUUUUCCCGACGUCGAUAAUUAAUUAUCUGUCCCGGUCGCUUUGGGUACCGUUUCUUUGGGAAUAUUACUCCAUUUGUGCCAAUGUUCAAACAUGCAACCUCCGCCAAGAAAGGUGAAAGUGACACAGGAAAUCAAGAACACACACACGGAGCAGCUCGGCCGGCUGCAUUUAAAACACCAGACGGAAUGUGAUUUAUUGGAAGAUAUGAGAACAUACAGCCAGAAAAAAGCCACUCUUGAGAGGGAUUACGCACAGGCCCUCCAGAAGUUGGCGAGUCAGUAUUUAAAGAGGGACUGGCCAGGUAUCAAACCAGACGACCAGAGAACAGACUACAGGAACGUGUAUGGAGUAUGGAGAGCUUAUCUCGAAGGCACCAUGCAAGUUACGCAGUCUCGUCUCAACGUCUGCGACAACUACAAAAACGAGAUUUCAGACCCCGCCAAAACGGUACGACUCUACAAAGAACAGCAGCUGAAAAAGUGCAUUGAGCAGCUGGGUCGGACCCAAGCUGAGCUCCAGGAUUCAGUGAAGGAUCUGGCCAAAUCCAAAAAGAAAUAUUUUGAGUUGGAGCAGAUGGCCCAGGCAGUCCGGGAAAAGGCUGAUAUUGAGUCCAAGUCAAAGCUGGGGCUCUUUCAGUCCAGGAUAAGUUUACAGAAGGCCAGUGUGAAGUUGAAAGCUAAGAGGAGUGAUUGUAACUCCAAAGCAACCCAUGCGAGAAACGAGUAUCUUCUUACACUGGCGGCAGCCAAUGCACACCAUGACCGCUACUACCAGACUGACCUGGUCAGCUGCAUCAAGACUCUGGAGGGGAAUGUGUAUGACCAAGUGAAGGACUAUCUGGUAUCCUUUUGUCGGACUGAGCUGGAAGCGUUUCAAGCCAUCCAUAACACCUUCCAGUUCCUGCUGGAGAAGUCCAGUCGAGUAAUGCAAGACUUCAACCAGCAGUUGUUCUUGCAGGAGAAUCCCGUGUUUCAUAAAGCACAAGACUUUCAGUUCCAGGCGAGUGACAGCGAUAUGACUCUGAGUUCCGUGCAGCAGUUGGUGGACAUUGAGCCGUCGGCCGUCAGUGUGAUGAGAAUGACUCUGGCACAGAGUCGACAGCUGGAAUCAGAGACGGGCACCACUGAAGAACACAGUCUCAAUAAAGAGGCGAGAAAAUGGGCCACACGUGUCGCCCGCGAACACAAAAACAUCAUCCAUUUCCAACGGAUUGUAGAGGAGUGUGAGACUCUCGGGACUCCGCCUACCGAACAGAACCGGAAUGAGCUGGAAUUCCGAAUCGAGGAAGCCAAGGAGAACAUUCGCAAAGCAGAGACAGUAAAGCUGAAAGCAGAAGCGCGUUUGGAUCUUUUGCGGCAGGUGGGCGUUUCCGUGGAUACGUGGUUGAAAAGUGCCAUGAAUCAGGUGAUGGAGGAACUGGAGAAUGAGCGUUGGGCAUCUCUGCCCACCCUCACCACCCAUGAGCUGUCUCUUUCAACAACGGUGGAUUUGGACAGAGAGGAGGGAGAAGAACUGGAGGAGAACAUGGAGACGUAUGACGACAGCAGUUCAAGUCCUUCAGGAACCUUGAGGAACUAUCCUCUUACCUGCAAGGUGCUCUACUCCUACAAGGCCUGUCAGCCAGAUGAACUAACAAUCGAUGAGCAUGAGAUGUUGGAGGUUAUAGAAGAUGGGGACAUGGAGGACUGGGUUAAGGCGCGGAAUAAAUCCGGUCUGGUGGGCUACGUUCCCGAGAAAUACCUGCAGUUUCCCACCUCUAACAGCGUACUGAGCAUGCUCCAGUCUCUCGCUGCGCUCGACUCACGCUCACACACGUCUAGUAACUCCACCGAGCCUGAGCUGGCCUCAGGCAGCUUCAACGGAGACUGCAGCAUGAGUUUUGUAAAGGCAAUGUACGACUAUGAGGGUCAGACAGACGAUGAGUUGACUUUCCCUGAAGGCGCCAUCAUUCGGAUCCUCAACAAGGACAAUCAGGAGGAUGACGGCUUCUGGGAGGGCGAGUUUAAUGGGCGAGUGGGCGUCUUUCCAUCUGUGCUGGUGGAGGAUCUGACGGCUUUAGAGAACGGCGAUGCUCACUGGGGACCAGAUGCACAAGUGUCCCCAUGCCAAAGGCUUCAUUCAUCACUUCCUCCAUUGCCACUAUAUGAUCAGCCACCCUGCAGUCCAUAUAGCCCAGAGACCAGCACUGCACCCUCUCUGCCACGCUCGCCAUCUGUAAACGGAGAACAUAAAUUGCCCCUCCCACAGAAAGCUGCCAUUCAUAAUCACAAUUCCAGCUUAAGUCCAGAGAGCCCAGGCUUCUCUCAGCCAUUGAGACUCACUCCAGAUGGAUCUGGCCUUGGGAAACUCAGACCUGUACGGGCGGCACCACCUCCACCAAAACAACACCCUCGCAGACAAGUGGAGAAAACCGAAGAGGUGGAAAUCACGCUGGUGUAGAGCACCGCACUAUUGGAUGGAGAACAAACCCCAUCUGACCUCUAACUGGGGCGGGACUUUUGUUAACCCACUCCUUGAGCAUGCUUACGUCCCCAAGGGGCAGAGAAAAGCAUCUCGACGGCAUCACCACGCCUUUUCCUAAUAACAAACACCUCUUUUGGCGUCGGAGACUGUUUGGUGCCUUAAACCGCUUUCAUGCCAAACUCUAAUCCUUGUAUUUGUAAUUACUUUAUUGUACAAAGAGAACAGUAGACCUACAAUUUCAUACUUCAUAAAUCCACUUAAUGCCACUUCGAUUUUACAAAAUCAAGGGAGCUGUGUGAGUGUGCAUCUAAAAUACAGAAAGGAUGCAAAUACAAGUAUUGAAAAGGUGCUGUUGGUUUGAAACAGGGUCAGUCCAUCUCAAGUGGUCCAAUACAGGUUGCUUGGUCACUUAAUUUUCCAAAGUGCUUUUGAGUGAUUACAUCUAUGUAUUGGUAUUGCAAAACCAGCAGUUUUUUAUUGUCUUGGUUUAAGCACAACGGCCAUCUUUGUGCCAUGGCACAUGACACAUUUUGGUUUUACAACUGUUUACAGAAACCUCAAUAUCUCUCCUCAGGAUGGUCCUAGUUCCUUGGAACAAUAACUGGUCUCUAGAGCACAUUACAAGGUACAUGAACUUGAUAUAAACUUUUAGCAAAUUCUUGUUCCUUCGACUUAGAACUAAUGAGAUAUUCAAACCCAAAUUGAGGGGAAUUAAAAAACAUUGCACUUUCUUGCCCCCAUAAAUAAAUGAGAAGUCUCAAACUUGAAAUGUUCUGCAUGCACACUAUACCUACCCAUGUACCCCCUAAAAAAUUAAGACUGUGACUUGAACCCUUCCCAUUAUAAAUUGACCCUAAAAGUGGAACUUUGAGUAAUCUUGAGCAUUACAUUAGGACUUAAGUUCUAAGUCUAAAGAACAAGAAUGUGCAAAAUUGUGUUUAUAUAUGUACAUGUACCUUGUAAUGUGCUCCAAGGAACUAGGACCAUCCUGAGCCGAGAUAUUGAGGUUUCUGUA
This is a messenger RNA of Xyrauchen texanus (razorback sucker), 3569 nucleotides long. Its product is annotated as F-BAR and double SH3 domains protein 2-like. The record is from RefSeq and is a predicted model, not a curated record. The transcript has 21 exons. Gene Ontology annotation, molecular function: protein binding. Bases 182 to 2530 code for a protein of 782 amino acids. Lineage: Eukaryota; Metazoa; Chordata; Actinopteri; Cypriniformes; Catostomidae. Gene Ontology annotation, biological process: regulation of actin filament polymerization; neuromuscular synaptic transmission. Gene Ontology annotation, cellular component: recycling endosome; neuromuscular junction.